Messenger RNA from Leguminivora glycinivorella, 1650 nucleotides. RefSeq lists its product as uncharacterized. NCBI's taxonomy places the organism in Eukaryota, Metazoa, Arthropoda, Insecta, Lepidoptera, Tortricidae. The record is from RefSeq and is a predicted model, not a curated record. The transcript has 3 exons. Bases 138 to 1532 code for a protein of 464 amino acids.
UCUGACAUAUGCGAGUCUGAUUUUGGGUAUGAGAUUGUUGUUAAUUUUGUCGAAAUUUAGGGAAAAAUCUAAAUAAGACAGCAGAAUUAUUUAUUUAUUAAAAUUCUCUGAAUAGUUUGUCUAAAACUCUCUUAAGAAUGCCAGAGACAAAUGCAGAGAGUCGAGCCGGCGGCAGCGCUAAUACAGAAAAAGAUGAACACGAGUCCGACUCUGAACCCGGCGGGUUCGCACUAAGCGUAGACUUAAGUGCCUACAUGGGUUCCCAAGCUCGAUGCCGCGUGUGGGUGCGCCGGCGAGCUCGUAAAGUGCGCUGGCUAGCGAGUCGGGUGCGGAAAGUGGCUAAGCUCAGAGGGCCAUUGUUGCUGCUGGCAGGGGAUCAUUUGCUGCCGCCGAGCGAGCCAAUUAAGGUGCUACGGCCUGACGACACAGUGCGGGUCACGCAAGUGGAACAUGAAUGGCAGCAUGCAUUCAGUAUUGAAGACUCUGAUGAUGAUGCAUUAAUGCCAAUGCAACCUGUGACAAUCAUACAAAACAGAAUAACACAAACCCACACCAAGCAUAAUGGCUAUAAUGAAACAAAACAAAUAAAAGAAGCGACAAACAUUUAUGAAGAAGCUGCAGUUGUGCCUGACCCCUCACCAGUGCAACAGCUGUUAGUACAGAAGAAACCCACAACCCAACCGUUCAACAAGCAGGACAGCCUCAAGAAAACUACAAACCUAAGGGAAACCACAACAACAAUUGAACAAUCUUUAGCUGUGUCUCGUAAACGGAAGUUUACUGUAGGUGACACACUUUUCUUGCUAAAACGGGCCGAAGAAAGCAAAACACAAGCUCUACCAGAAAUAGAACCAAAGCAAACAACUCCGUCACCUAAACCUAUUGAAAAUAAUUUAGAAUUUGGCCAAAUGUCACAACCAAAUUUUAACUCCGAUGCAUUAGAUCAAGUCAAGCGAAGAGCGCUAGCAUUAUUAGAACAAGUGACAGAUGAUAAAGAUACAGAUGUUACUGAUGCGCCGAAGAAGAAACGACGUCGCGUGCGCCGACGUCGACCUAAGCCUUCUCGAGAAGAAUUCAUUCAAGAACUUGAUGAAUCAGGAGCACAAAAGGCAUCACAACUUAACGCAAAGCAUGCAAACCUCACUAAGGAACAGGAUAUACAAAAUGGAUUGAAGCCAUCUCUAAAUAAUCAUGUGGAUCUGACAAAAGAGCAAGAUGAUUAUGAAGCUAAAGUUAAAAUGAUUAAAACCAUUUCUAUAAGCCCUGAAAAAAGUCAGGAUUUGUCAAAGGAUAAUGAUAGUGAAUCUGAUGAUUCUGAUUUAAAUGAACCUGAAAAACAAACCGAUUUAACCGCUCAGCCAUUACAUUCUGUUCAGGCUGUGGCGACUCCAACCAUGUUGGUUACCCAAUCUUCUCCAGCAUGGGUAGUGGAUUAUGUAGAUAUGCCCCCGGAGAGUCAAAUACCUGUGUUGGUCAGAGAUGCAAUGCCAAGACCACCGAGGGUAGUUCGCGCGCUUGGGAACACGCUGUGAUAGUAUAGGUUUAAGAGUUUAUUUAAGUCUUAAUGCAAAUUAUAAGUUUUCAAUCAGUGUUAUACUUAAGUGAUGUGUCUAUGUCUAUGCCUAGUAAAGUAAUGAUUCAUGAAAAUUA